GUCAGUGCGCUCGCGUGCGGUGUGUCAGUCGUGCUGCAUUUACCAAUCUUCUCCCGCUGCCGCUCCGCGCGCGCGCGCACUCUCUCCUUCUCUCUCUCUCCCCCUCCCCCUCUCCCUCUCCGCCGGAGGAGAGGAAGUCGCGCGCGCCGCGUUCUGCCGAGCGCGGCCGAGUUCCCGGGCGCCGCUGGAGUCCGGCGGAGCGGAGCGCAGCGAGCGCGUUCGCGGCGGAUUACGUCGUGGGCUGGUGCACGGCUAGUAACGCGAUGGACGCGACGCUGACACUACGCGCGCCGCUUACAUAAUUGCUCAUCGUCGUCAUCGUGUCGGUGCGCAUUAGUGACGUGCGAAAGAGAAAGAGAGAGAGAGAGAGCGAACAAACGAGUGCGUCCCCACGGCAACGGCGGUGGUUGUUCGUACGCCCGCGCUACUCGUCGAUUUUACUCCGUUCCGUGAUUACUCCGGUCUGGCAUCAAUACAUAUAUUGCACAUUUAUUUUCUAUUUAUUUUGAGACUGCUUAGAGAGAAAGCGAAAGAGAGAGAGAGAGAGAGAAAGAUGAGAGCAUUCGAGGGCGCAGGCUGGCCUACAAGCGUGGCGGCGUGGUCGUACGGGGAAGACGUAGUAAUGAAUUUGUUUAUAUUUUUUGUAUUUGCCGAUGAUCCUCCCGUCAAUGGUCGUUUCGCUGGACGGUACCAGUUGGAGUAUACAACAGCAACAGCAACACCAGCUGCUGGUGGUGGAUUCGGUCGCACAGCAGCAGCAGCAACAGCAGCAGCUUCAACAGCAACCGCGAAAUCAGAUCGUCGCGUCGAAUCAGGCGUCGUCUUCGUCGGAAGGUGAUCUGCAGCAACCGCAGCACCGCAAAAUGACUGACCAGCGAGAGCAGCAGCAGCAGCAACAGCCGCAAUCCCAGUUUCAGCAGCAGCAGCAGCAACAGCCGCAACAGAUCAAAGGCAAUGAGGAACCGAGAACGAAUUUGAUCAUCAAUUAUCUCCCGCAAAACAUGAACGAGAAGGAGCUGUACAGUCUAUUCGUCACGAUCGGUCCGGUUGAGUCAUGUCGAGUCAUGAAGGACUACAAGACUGGUUACAGCUACGGCUUUGGUUUUGUCAACUAUGCGAAAGCUGAGGACGCUGCGACGGCAAUAAACACGUUGAACGGUCUUCAGGUGCAAAAUAAGCGUCUGAAAGUUUCGUUCGCUCGGCCUUCCGGAGAAGAAAUUAAGGAAACGAAUCUUUACGUUACGAAUUUACCAAGAAAUAUAACGGAAAGCCAAAUCGACGAACUUUUCAGUAAAUUCGGCAACAUCGUGCAAAAGAAUAUACUGAGGGAUAAACUGACCGGUUUACCGAGAGGAGUAGCAUUUGUUAGAUUCGAUAAGAGAGAGGAAGCCCAGGAGGCUAUCGCGCAACUUCAUGGUACAAUACCGGAGGGUGGCUCAGAGCCGCUUAGUGUAAAAAUCGCGGAGGAACACGGAAAGCAAAAGGCGGCGUAUUACGCGGGCUGGCAGGCGGGAUACAAUCAAAGCCGCGGAGAGCGUCUGUACCCGACGAGGAAUAAAUAUCAGCGCUAUGCUCAUUACCUGUACUGAAAGGGCGAGAAACGUUGUUGUUAUUGUUGUCACCGUGCCGUUGAACGUUCCGAAUGUUAUAUAUAUAUUUGUAUAUAUAUAUAUAUAUAUAUAUAUAUGCGCACACGCGGCCGUCCUUGCAGUCGUAAUCAAACGAAGGCUUCGUGAAUUUAAUUUGCGGAAUCGAUCGCGUAUACUCGCAGCGCUGUGUUCCAUCGACGUGACUUGUAAUUGCGCGAGGAACGUUCUCCGCUCGCCGGUUUCCGAACGGUUUUAGAUAGCGAAUUGUUUGUUAAUUGUAUAAGUCGCAUUGAUUCUACGUUACGUAGCGUCUCUCGUUUUACACGUAUUGUAAUUAGGGCGUAACGAUAAUUUCCAAAAUUCGGCCUCAACUUUAGUGUCUAAGUUGGCGCUGGCGAAGGUAUCGUAAAGAGCAUCGCGUGAAAUUCCAACGGAAGUGUGAUAUGUAAAUUAUAUACAAGACAGAAGCGAACGAAGUGCAAACUGUAACGCGACUGUCUCGCUUCGGAAAGACUCGAUUGAUUUUGUACUCUUUAGCAGUCUGAAAAUUAUACUUUAUUUUUAGAAAAGCGUUAGUCUGUAAAGUCUUAUAAAAUAAUUUUCAAAUUAAAUCUCUGUGUAUUCGUAAGGCGAGACAUUUUAAGAGAGAUGUGACUAUAUAAAUAAAAAAAAAAAAAUUAUAAGAGUCCUCGAUGUAACCUGGACAGCGAUUAAUCGAGGAUCAUUACACCAAAUAAUCGCAAUAUGAUUUUUGCUCAACGAUCGUAAAUUAAUCGCAGUUGUUCAACGAGUUUAAGGAUUACAGUGUAUAUAAAUCUGUUUCGUAAUUUUAAGUCUUUGCGACUUUUGUUAUCUGAAACACCAUGGUAGAAUCGUUAUCGUACACUGCGAAGAUCGAUAAUAACCAAUGCGCACUUUGAAACGAUCUCGACGGCGUGUUUCUUUUGAGAUAUCUUUUUUGGAUUGAUACAGCGAUCUUUGAGAUGUAAUUAGAUGUACGCGUAACGUACGUACGAGAAUAAUAAUCAAUCCGACAAGAUUGAUCUCUAACGCUCUAGAGGAUUACGAGAUCCGAGAGUAGGACUUCUCAAUUGUCUGCUACGUAGAUAGUAUUAAUUCUCAACGUAAGAAAAUUGUGACACGCGCGGCAAAUCUUGUAGUCACGUAUAGCCGCUACGGUCUUUAGUAAAAUUCGCAGAUCAAAUAAAUAAUUGACAUCGUUUCUCCUAGUAGGGAUCGAUAUCUUUCUAAAAUUUAUUCGAUAGCCAAAAAAAAAAAAAAAGAAUAUAUCAUGUACUCAAACUGAGGAUGCGCCCGACCAUGUUCUCGGUGGCAAACUCGAAUGGAAAAAGCGAAACAAAUGCAUUAACGUAUACUUAAGUCAGUGAGUCGAUUUAGCUACGGAAUAUUAUGUUCUGAAAUUCUAAAGAUAUUUUUUUCAACGUGACAAUGAAAGAUGUGGAAAAUUUUUGAGAUCACUUUGUAUAAUGUUCCGAAAAAAAAUGUUCUCCGCAGUCAACUUUUCCAUUAUGUUUUAAGUUGAUAAAAUAAAAAAAGAAAUUAACUUGACGCGAGAUUAAAUUUUACAAAUCGAAAUGAAAACUCGAUCUGUAUAUAAGAUUGGUGAAAUUUUUAUUAAAACUGUGAAUGUGGUGAAAAGAUAUUUAAAUGAAUAUGGAAGGAUUAGUAGGUAAAUCGACUUUUCUAGCACUAUCGAUGCUUCGGUACAUCGGUACACCGAAUGCAAACUGAUAUCAAACGGGUGGAAGCGCACGAUCUUCCCAUUUGUCUGUAUCGGCCUGUGAUGCACCGCGAUGAGCCACCGAAUACAUUUGGCGGUACCAAUAAUUAGCUAAUUAACGAUAUACAAUAUUGAGAGAUAGCCGAGAUAUCGCUCGAUUUUUGUAGAAUAGAACCCCUGCAUCGUCUCGUGGACUCUUUAACGAUUCUCGCUGUUAGACUCUUUCGUCUCUCUUUGAAUCUUGAAUGACGCUUUAAACGGCCGACCCGGCGGCGAGAGAGCCGGAGAGAGGUGGAUCCUGAGAACUAGAAGUAACGUGUAUGUCCUUCGACCCUGACAAUCGUCCAUCUUCAGUGGAUUUAGCGCAUCUUCCCAGUUGCGUGCGACAGAAGAAAAUGGAAUACGAACGCGCGAGAUUUCCCUUUAAUAAUGCGAUUUUACAUGGAUUCGUAUAAAAAUAAGAUGUCUGCAAUAAUGAGAAUGUUGAUACGUAGUCUUUGCUAGUUUAUACACUUGUUAGAUAAACAUUUUUGUUAUUACAAUGCCAAAUGUAGUCUUUUAAACUACUGGCUGCAAAAGUAGUUAGAAAACACUGCCUAGAACACCAUGAAGAUGACUCCGUUUUGUCGCAGAUGUGACUCAGAUCCGUAUCAUCUUCGAUGUUUCGCAUUGUAAUUUUAUUACACGGACAGUGAAUCGUUUGUCGAGGAACACCUCGCGUUUGAUCGCAUUCCAUUUUCUUCCGUUCUGUCGUAGAUCGCGUUUGCAAGAGGGAAAUUCGUCCCCGAUUACAGCGAGUACUCGCGUAAUAAUUGCAAAAUUAAUUACAUAUGUGGAACAUGUGCGGAAUAAUUUUUAUUUCUCGGAAAACUUUGAGAAGACUGUCUUAAGACCGCCUGAAAAAAAGCACCUCGAAUCUCGAUUGAGGUGUUACAUCCGACGGACAUGCCAAUUAGGAAGUCGAUAAAGGAAAGAUGUUCGCACAGAGAUCACUCGUGACAUUAGGGGCUGAAAUCCCAAUUGCGUAACGCGAUCGAGGACACGAUCCACCUUGCUCAACGUAAGAUAUUUAGACGCUGCUUCGCGCAAGGGCGAACCUCGCGAUGUCGGAACUUUUAGGAAUUUAAUAUUGCGAAUGCGCCGGCGUUUGACCCGCUUCGGUUACUGACCGAUCGAUCGUCGAGGAGCUACGAGCCGAUGGACUAUAUUUUUACACGCCAAUACGCAUUCGCGGACAGCUUGCACGUCGAGUGACUAUCUAUCUGAAGAAAUCUAGUCUGAAGAAAAAAGACAAUGUGCGUGAACUUUUGUCAACUUUCUUUCGCAGUUUCGAUGCUUUUCUUUUAUUUUCUUUUUUUCUCUCUUCGAUACCUCUUUACACAGUUUGUUGAAGCUUUGUACGCGACAUGAAACAUGCGCCCCGUGUUAGUUUUCUCUAUUUAAAUAUUUAUUUUUAUAAAAAUCAAGGGAUUUGCUUGCACAUAAUUUGACUCGUCUUCGACGGUCGAUUGGUCGACGAACCGAUGCGCAAUGUGUUGCACAGCACGAUCGCUGCUAGAUUAAUAAGAAGAUCGAUUAAACGUUGAAAACUUUAUCAACAAAAGUAGACAGAUUAAUAUAAGGCAUCUUCUAUACACCAAGAGAGAAACUUUCGUCGUUUCUUCUCUCUAAUCGCAAAGAAUUUAUCUUUGAAAAUUGAACGUCGAGAUUAACGAAAAUGUUACGGAUAAUCGAAUCGGCGAAGAUAUCGUGUUGUUAUUUAAUUCUAAUAAAAAAAGUAUCAACGAAAUAUGUAAAAUUUAAAUUUACAAAUUAUACACUGAUGAUAUGUCUUCAGAUAAUUGUUUAAUAUCGAAAGUUUAUUAGUUAAAUUCCUAAUUGGCGCGAGCGUCUCGUUAAAAAUUUAUAAAUAUAUUGUAUCUGAUAUUGGAUUUGAUCCUUUCAUCUAAAUUCGCGACUAGAUGCCGGAAAUUGCGAGUUCGACUUGGCGUUGUAAUCGAAAGGUCUAAUUGUAAUUAGGUUUAACUUUAAACUGUUAAGUAGUAAAUUGUAAGGUCUAACGGAUCGAAGAAUGUGCGAAAUGGUUAAUCCCGAAGUCCAGUAGUGCUAACGAUGGCUGUGAUAAGGAUAAGGAAAUACUAACGAGAAUUGCAAAAAGAAAAACAAAUUAUUACUGACUGAAACAAACGGAUUAGCGAAGCUUCUCUUCCUCUCUUUCGAUCUGAUUUUUAAUGUUGAAUUAAUUUCGAAUAUCAGCAGUGUACAAUACACCGGUAUAAUUGCAUUUGAAAACUAACAGCGAAUCGAUGCAUUAAAAAACGGCUUUCUUCGUAGCAUCCGACUUUAGUUGAUGCACGAUUAUGCCUAAAUUAGCAAACAGUGCGCAGAGCGUUUUCGAAAUUUGUCGUAUUCGCUUCGGCUACAAGGUAAUGAAUUUGUUAAGAAUUUUUUUAUUUUUCUUUAUGAAUUCCAACGUAUUGUUCAAAAUUACAAUUAUAAAUAUAUAUAUUUUUUAGAUUUUUAUUUUUAUCAAAUAACUGAAUAAUUAUGAUUAUUUUAUAGUGCGUUAUUGUUUCCACUUGGUUAAAUAUUUCUCAAGUGUUACAACUUGUCACUAGCCGAAGAAAAUGCGACAGUUUGGUAACACUCUAACGUUUUAGAGAGGAAAAAUUCAGCUUCUUCGGCCUCGUUUGAGAACACCCGCGACAUUCUCGAUGAUACAUUCAUCGUAUUUUUCUCUUGUUCGUUAUGACUUAAAAAUACAUAUAUAUAUAUAUAUAUAUAUAUAGUCUACGCAAAUCUCUGAAUUAGCGAAAGUUAUCGUCGUUAGGCGAGUUUAGUGUCUCGUUAACAUGAAUGUUUACAUUUACAACAAUGCGAUACACACGUACACACAGCGAUUAAACACACAUGCAUAAUAGUUAGAAACAUGCAAAACUUGACACGACAUAGUUACAGUUACAGAUCAAUGUUCGUAUCUCGUUGUACGGAUAUUUGUAUUUAAACGUAUUGAGCAUUAAAUGUGAAUUAUUGUAUCCGACCGCCGCUUUUUGUGCUGAUGAUGUAUAAAAUCGGAUGGAUCCCUCGACGCGCGCGACGUUAAAUCGAACUCGAGCGAUCGGGACACACUCGAUCCCAAUUUUGCGAAAGAGAGAAAUAAAACUAUAUCGCACACGCACACACGCAGAAAUAAUGGCUCUCUGUGAUACUUUUGUACAAAUUCGUUUCCCGCGGGGAUUACGCUAAUUAAAAUUAAGUGUUGAAAAUCAGAUGAUUGCAAGCAUUGCGCGCCUCGCGAAAUAUAUCUUUUUUCGCCCGCCCGCCCCCCCUCGAACCCCCCCGAUCACGGUGGAGUUUUUUUAUACUCUUGACAAUCGGAGUUGAAGUUGACGACGAAGCUUUCUUCGCGAAAAGAAAAAGUAAAUCAUCAGGACAAAAAGUAACACUCUGGAGGACUAACGUUUCACGAAUGAAAAUAGGAAAAAGAAACGUCGUUAAUGAUCCUCCGGAGAUCCUCUAAUCAGUAUCUUAUAUCUUUCCUAUUCUCGUUGCCGCGAUCGCGAGUUUCCUCACCGCGGUCACUCAUUAAAUUUGAUUAAAACAUUAGAAACCGAUAUAUACCAAGUCUCAAGUCAUUCGCGUCACCCUCUGUCUCUCUCUUUAAAAUACGCUCCUCCCUCGCCUCUCUCUCUCUCUCUCUCUCUCUCUCUCUCUCUCUCUGCGACAUCUCCCUCGAAGAAAUUGAAAGUCAAGUGUAACAACAUGAGUAUCAGAAACGCGCAUCUCUCGAAAGAAAACGUACUAUUUCGUAAAAAUAAUGGCAAGUAAAAACAUUCUAGGGACAACAAAUAUUAAAAAAAAAAAAAAAA
Messenger RNA from Solenopsis invicta (red fire ant), 7199 nucleotides. Its product is annotated as sex-lethal homolog. The record is from RefSeq and is a predicted model, not a curated record. Lineage: Eukaryota; Metazoa; Arthropoda; Insecta; Hymenoptera; Formicidae. Bases 654 to 1589 code for a protein of 311 amino acids. Gene Ontology annotation, molecular function: mRNA binding. The transcript is spliced from 6 exons. Gene Ontology annotation, cellular component: ribonucleoprotein complex; cytosol.